GCAAUCCAAGGAAACCAAGUCUCGUCCCACCUAUCCCCGUGGGAUUGUGUAGUGGGAAGGGGUACGUUAGCGUUUGCGUGCGCGUAGCAACUCCCCACGCAAAGCCGCCGCCGUUCCCUCUCGUCUUCCCCAGUUCCCCUACGCCGGUAAUCCCACGUCCUAUCAGCCGCCGAUCCAGCCUUGCUUCCAUCCAUCCAUCCAUCCAUCUCGUCGCUUCUCUCUGUUCCGCGUGCGAUCGAGUAGAUCAAAAGGAGGAGGAGGAUGGCGAGGAGUUCGUUCAAGUUGGAGCACCCCUUCGGUUUGCCGGACUGCUCGUAGUAAUCUGUAGGCUGGAUUGAUGGAACUUGAUGAAGAAAGGAGGCAAGCUGAGGCUAACCGCAUCAGGGAGAAAUACCCUGACAGAAUCCCUGUCAUUGUUGAGAAGGCCGAGAGGAGUGACAUCCCAGACAUUGACAAGAAAAAGUCAGCCAUUUCACGAGUACCUUGUUCCUGCCGACCUCACAGUCGGACAGUUUGUGUAUGUGGUACGGAAGCGGAUCAAGCUCAGCGCUGAGAAGGCAAUCUUCAUCUUCGUAAAGAACACCCUCCCACCAACAGCUGCUCUGAUGUCCGCCAUCUACGAGGAGAACAAGGACGAGGACGGCUUCCUCUACAUGACGUACAGCGGCGAGAACACCUUCGGGCUGUUCUGAGUGGGAGCCGCUAUGGAUCCACAUUGGGCAAUGCCUCCUGUAAAUACUAAACAUGCAUCACAAGAAUCUGUGUCCAUAGCAUAAUCUGGUCUGUCUGUCAUUACGCAACUUGACGUGCAAUGCUAAACACAUUUAAGUAAUAAUAUAUACUACUCUGCUUUGGGAUGCUUCAGAAAUUA
Molecule: messenger RNA, 871 nt
Organism: Zea mays
Lineage: Eukaryota; Viridiplantae; Streptophyta; Magnoliopsida; Poales; Poaceae
Exons: 7
Coding region: 348-692 (114 amino acids)
Source: RefSeq, a predicted model, not a curated record